AUGUUACCAUCAAUACACAACCUAGCGCUCCUGUCGCUGAGCCUCUACUCCUCUGUCUACGCGCAAUACCCAGACGAACUAGUAGGUACAUGGGUCUCAAAAUCCCGCUCAGUCGUAACGGGCCCGGAUUUCUACGACCCCGUCGCCGACAAACUCAUCGAGCCCAAACACGCGGGCAUCGCCUACUCCUUCACCUCAGACGGCUUCUUCGAGCAAUCCUUCUACCGCUCCAUCUCGAAUCCGACAACCCCAAACUGCCCCUCCGCCAUGAUGCAAUGGCAACACGGCUACUACUCCCUCCCGGGCAAUGGCAGCAUAGUUCUCGAACCCAUCCCCUCCGACGGCCGCCAACUGCUCUCCACCCCUUGCACCUACGACAAAGCUGUCUACACACGCUUCGACCAGCCCAUCCUCCUCAAAUCCUACGAGCGCGUCACCGACGCCUUCCACAACGUUCCCCGUCUGAACCUGUUCUUGUUCGACGGUUCACCAGAGCAGCCGCUGUAUUUGGCAUACAACCCGCCGCAGAUGCUGCCGACGCAGACACUGAACCCGACGGCGGCGGCGAGUCAGCCGACGAGUCGGGUUAAGAGAGAUGAGGAUCGGGAAUUUCAUGAGCGGUGGACGAAGAAGAUCGUCAAGGGGGAGAAUUUUGACCAUGGGGACAGUGAUGGUUUGUUGUUGAAGCCCCGGCCGAUGCGUUGGGAUCCAGAUCGCUGGUGGUGGGCGGGCUUUGGGUUUCUCGCGAUUGGGACUGUAAUGUAUAUGUUACCGACGAAGUUGUAA
Molecule: messenger RNA, 786 nt
Organism: Cyphellophora attinorum
Lineage: Eukaryota; Fungi; Ascomycota; Eurotiomycetes; Chaetothyriales; Cyphellophoraceae
Product: Protein ROT1
Exons: 1
Coding region: 1-786 (261 amino acids)
Biological process (GO): 'de novo' protein folding
Cellular component (GO): endoplasmic reticulum membrane; endoplasmic reticulum
Source: RefSeq, a predicted model, not a curated record